AUGCCUGAGCUUCUACAAGCCUCAAGAGUGCCACCGGGAAAACCUGGACAACCUUACACAUUAGAAUAUCUGUGUGGAGAAGUGAUAUACCUCCCAUCAACCAAGUCCUGCUUCCGUUUGUUGGUCACAGGCCGCGAAACACACAACGCCUUCGCCGUGCUGGGACAGGGUGGCAUCGGGAGCGACCCCAUCGGAUUCCAUUACCAUCGAGAUGCCCACGACAUCUUCCUCGUUGUGAAAGGCUUCAUCAACGUCUGGGCUGACGAUCAGUGCCGUACACUUGGGCCCGGCGACUACGCGAGUGUGCCUCCGAACAUUGUGCAUCAAUAUCAGGUCCUCGGAGACUACACCGAGUAUCUAAGUCUGAUUGUGCCUGGCGGUUGGGAAGACUUUUUCCGCGUCAUUGGCGAGUCAUACUCGGGACCCCUAUUUCGCGUCGAAGACGACCGCAAGGUCUCCGAAGUCCUCUUCCCCAAGGUCCUCGAGGCAGCUAAAACAUUUGAUGUCAUCCGAGUGCCGGACCAUCCAUACGUGGCUCCUCAGCCGUGGGACGAUGAGAAGGAUGUCCUGCCGGGCGACGUCAGGCCAUAUUUUCUGAAGGCAGGUACAGGCCCGAGGUAUCUCAUCGGCGGCCUCGUCUGCAGCCCACUUUCUGGAGUAGCGGAAGCGGCAGGAAGAUUUGAGCUUGGCUGUCUCGAAGGAUCAUCCUGGCAUGAACCAUCCAUUCUCUCAAACCAGAUGAGCUUUGACUCGGUCCACCAUGCAUUUUCGGUUGUGGAGGGAGCGGUUGAAAUCUUACUUGAGCAAGCUACACUGGCCAGAGUGAAUACCGGUGAGACGGCAUAUGUGCCUCCUGGCACCUUUUUCAGCGUCAAGAUCGUGAGCAGAUAUGCGAAGGUCUACAUUUGGACAAGUGGUGCAGGCCUGGUGGGAGUGCUUUGCAAGAUUGGAUCGCUGUACAAGCACACCGUCCCGCCUGAGGAGGCAGGUCCCUGGGAAAAGUCAGAUUUGAUGACUGUUGCAAAGGAAAUCGCAAUGAAGGUCAUUGACUAA
Fonsecaea erecta is the source of this 1053-nucleotide messenger RNA. RefSeq lists its product as hypothetical. The record is from RefSeq and is a predicted model, not a curated record. The coding region runs from base 1 to 1053 and encodes 350 amino acids. The transcript has a single exon. Lineage: Eukaryota; Fungi; Ascomycota; Eurotiomycetes; Chaetothyriales; Herpotrichiellaceae.